CAAAGACGACCUUCAAAUCUCCUUGCUUCUGUCAUAUUUCGAGGACACCCUGUGGAUGAGUGGAGGGGUUCAGAUUUCAAUCCUUAUACUCAUGGUUCAAUACCAUCAUGUACAUACAGCUACUACUACACAGGCACAUCCAGGCCUUAGUGAAGAUGACUUUGGACAUAUCAUAAGUGGCCUGAGGGAAAUGGCAAUGAUAGAGGGCAGUGGUGAUGACGGAGGGACGGAUAUAAUAAAUAUUGCCGGAAAUAAAAUGAUCGUCAAGGUGAUUAAAGGAUAUAGGAUAAAUGGAGACAGAUCUGCCUGGGACUCCCACUCCUGGGAGUCUAAGUCCGGAUCCUGGGAGCAUGCAAGCUGGGACUCCAAAAGACCUCAUAGUUGGGAGCAAUCAAGACCAAGUUGGGAAUCGAAAAGGUCUCAUAUCAAGGGGCACGGAAGAGCAGGAUAUUGGGAGCAAAAACACCAUGAUAAACAUUCGUCUUGGGAGCAGAAUGCUGGAUCAUCUUCUUGGGAGCAUGAUAUUGGUGGAGCUUCUUGGGAGCAUUCGGCUGGAUCCCCUUCUUGGGAGCAGAGUGGAGGGUCAGCAUCUUUGGAGCUAAAUGAGGAGAAAGAGGAGGGAAGUGAAGAAAUCCUCAGUUCGGAGCUAGUUGAUCAACUUAAACUUGAAGAGAAAACAGAUUCAGGAUCUUUUGAGGAAACUGGCGUAGUUGAGGCAUCAAGUUCGAACUGGGAACCAACAACUUCCAACGAUGUUCAACGGGAUGAAUCGGCAGAGUGGGAUUCAUGUUGUGUUCAAUGCCCCGGAAAAGUCCAAAACAUUCAGAAGUUUGAGGAGCGUCUGUAUCCUGAGAUGCUGAUGGUUUGCACCAAGUUUAAUGGAAAUAUUCAAGAUAAAAAGGAUAAUAAUGAGCACGAGAAUUCUUGGAAGAAAAUCAGUGCAUAUUUAAAUGGAGAAAAUACUGAACAAAGACAGCUAUCCCAGAAUAUGCCAAUUGUGUACACAAUGACCCUAAAUAAUCUGCCAGAUUUCAAAUUCACAACCUGCAAUUUCCUCACACAAAAGAAUGAAGAGGGAUAUUUCUCGAGUUAUCCAGCCCCUACAGAUCCUGAAGUUUUCUUGGAGGAAGUAAGCAAAGCAGUUUUCUACGUCAGAACCUUUUCUGGUCCUGGAGGUAGUACUCAGGAUAAGGUCUGGGAGGAGGAGAGUAGAAUUCUCGCUAAACAGCUGAUUGACGCCGGACUUAAAUUCGACGUAACAGAAUCCUUUGGAGCUACUUACAGUCAGAGGGAGAAAACUUCAAACAGACGGGAUGAAGUUAUGUUCAGAAAAGAAUAAAGAUUCUUUAUUGUCAAGUGUUUUGAUUUAAAAAAAUUUAAAGUUAAAAGUAUUAAACAUAUUGGGUUACCUAAUAAGGAUAAGACAAUAAAGACGACCUGAAACUCUUAAAAUAUGAGGAUUUUAAGGUUAAAUUAAAUUUCCUUUCUUGAAUAAAGUCUAUUAAUGGGGUAUUCAAGGAUUUGGCUAAAGAAACAAACAAGUUUGAAAUUUUAGGGAAUCAUAAACGUAAAGAGACAGCUAGCAUAAAUGCCGAAGAGUCGUCUCUAGCGUCUCAUUCUUUGUGUGUAACCCUGUAGUUCCCAGAAAUUCAUUUGAUAAGCUUUUUCGUCUUAAGACAUUCAAAAUAUAGAUUUUAUUUUC
Eurytemora carolleeae is the source of this 1702-nucleotide messenger RNA. RefSeq lists its product as uncharacterized. The transcript is spliced from 14 exons. Bases 56 to 1339 code for a protein of 427 amino acids. NCBI's taxonomy places the organism in Eukaryota, Metazoa, Arthropoda, Copepoda, Calanoida, Temoridae. The record is from RefSeq and is a predicted model, not a curated record.